Molecule: messenger RNA, 1624 nt
Organism: Glycine soja
Lineage: Eukaryota; Viridiplantae; Streptophyta; Magnoliopsida; Fabales; Fabaceae
Product: GDSL esterase/lipase At3g27950-like
Exons: 5
Coding region: 160-1299 (379 amino acids)
Molecular function (GO): hydrolase activity, acting on ester bonds
Source: RefSeq, a predicted model, not a curated record
GUGAUAUAAAUCUCUCUUCUUCAGAGUUGGCAUGAAAUAGUAAUUGCCUCACGGGAGUCUAAGGAAGCCACUUCAUGAUCCCUAUUUAUUGAGUGGUAGAGGAAAACUUUGAAGAAACAAAUUUUCUUAGUAAGACUUAUAGUGAUUGCUACCACAACCAUGAAUUGUAGGAGGCUGCUUUAUGUAGUUGUGUGGUUCAAUCUCUGUGUAGCAUGCACAUUCAUUCAAGUUUCAGCUGGGAAUGCCUCUAACUUCAGCAAAUGUUGGUUCCCAGCAAUUUACAACUUUGGUGACUCAAAUUCAGACACAGGAGCUGUUUUUGCAGCAUUCACAGGGGUGAAGCCUCCUAAUGGCAUAAGCUUCUUUGGAAGCCUCUCAGGAAGGGCUUCUGAUGGCCGUCUCAUCAUAGAUUUUAUGACUGAAGAGUUGAAGCUGCCAUACCUGAAUGCAUAUUUGGACUCAGUUGGAUCCAAUUACAGGCAUGGUGCAAACUUUGCAGUAGGAGGCUCCUCCAUUCGGCCUGGUGGUUUUAGUCCAUUCCCUCUUGGCCUUCAAGUAGCUCAGUUCCUACUGUUCAAGUCUCGCACCAACACUCUUUUUAAUCAGCUUUCUAACAACAGGACAGAACCACCUUUCAAGAAUAGUGUUCCAAGGCCUGAGGACUUUUCCAGAGCCCUAUACACCUUUGAUAUUGGACAAAAUGAUCUUGCCUUUGGUCUUCAACACACUUCACAGGAACAAGUUAUAAAGUCAAUUCCUGAAAUCUUAAACCAGUUCUUCCAAGCAGUGCAGCAACUAUACAAUGUAGGGGCAAGAGUGUUCUGGAUUCAUAACACCGGUCCAAUUGGUUGCUUGCCCUAUAGUUACAUUUAUUAUGAGCCCAAGAAGGGUAACGUAGAUGCAAAUGGCUGUGUAAAACCUCAGAAUGAUCUUGCUCAGGAAUUUAACAGGCAGCUCAAGGACCAAGUGUUUCAGAUAAGGAGAAAGUUCCCACUUGCAAAAUUUACAUAUGUUGAUGUGUAUACUGCCAAGUAUGAACUAAUCAGCAAUGCAAGAAACCAAGGUUUUGUGAGUCCAUUGGAGUUCUGUUGUGGCAGUUACUAUGGUUACCACAUAAAUUGUGGGAAGACAGCCAUAGUAAAUGGAACAGUAUAUGGAAAUCCAUGCAAAAAUCCUUCCCAACAUGUUAGUUGGGAUGGCAUACACUACUCUCAAGCAGCAAAUCAAUGGGUUGCUAAAAGAAUUCUCUAUGGAUCCCUCUCUGAUCCACCUGUUCAAAUAGGGCAGGCAUGUUUCUGAGUAUAGUUCAUUCAGUUCACGCGUUACUAGCUAGAGAGUGCCAUACAUUAUGGGGGUGGUCUUCAUUCUUCACAUUGUUAUUAUUUCCAUAAACAAGCACUUUGUUUAAGAACAAUUAAUUGGGGAGCUGUGCACAUGAGUAAGAACAUAUAUCAUAAUUUAUGUUGUGGGAAAAGCUUUUGUAGCUCAAUUUUGGAAAUGUGAGGUCACACUGUAACGGCUCAACUACCAGAUUAUGGUGUAUAUCUUUAUAAAGGAUUGAAAGACAAGAAUUUGUUGUUUAGUCAACUUAAAUAUUUGGAUUUUAGUGCAGGCCCCUUUUAUA